Nanorana parkeri is the source of this 1708-nucleotide messenger RNA. It is a transcript of the gene TBXAS1, whose product is annotated as thromboxane A synthase 1. The record is from RefSeq and is a predicted model, not a curated record. The coding region runs from base 67 to 1668 and encodes 533 amino acids. Lineage: Eukaryota; Metazoa; Chordata; Amphibia; Anura; Dicroglossidae. The transcript has 14 exons. Gene Ontology annotation, molecular function: heme binding; oxidoreductase activity, acting on paired donors, with incorporation or reduction of molecular oxygen; steroid hydroxylase activity.
UGUACGGGGAGAAGAGGACGGAGGUGUCAGGAGCCGAGUGGACGCCACUGCUGGGACAGAAGAGACAUGCUGGACGAAUGGCUGGGUGGGAUGGACGGCUGCGCGGUGACGGGAGCGCUCACCUUGGGCUUCCUGGGGCUGCUGUACUGGUACUCUGUGUCAGCGUUCUCUCAGUUGGAGAAGAUGGGGAUAAGACAUCCGAAGCCGAUCCCGUUUAUCGGGAACGUCCUGCUCUUCCAGAAGGGAUUCUGGGAAGGAGCCUGUGAGAUGAUACGAACAUACGGACCGAUUACAGGAUACUACAUGGGGCGGCGUCCGAUGGUUCUGUUAUCGGACCCGGAAGCCAUCAAACAAAUUCUUCAGAAGGACUUUGCAAGCUUUACUAACAGGAUGAAGCUGAACUUGGCAACGAAGCCGAUGAGUGACAGCUUGCUGUGCCUGCGGGACGAGAGGUGGAAGCGCGUGCGCAGUAUCCUCACACCCUCAUUUAGCGCCUCUCGUAUGAAAGAAAUGUGCCCGCUGAUAAACCAGGGCUGUGAUGUGCUGAUCAGUAACUUGCAGCCGUAUGCGGACUCAGGAGAGCCGUGUAAUGUUCAGAGAUGUUUUGCCUGCUAUACGAUGGACAUUGUCGCCAGCGUGGCUUUCGGUACAAAAGUGGACUCGCAGAAUGAUCCGGAUCACCCACUGGUGCAGAACAGCAAAAAGUUCCUGGAGUUAUUCACUCCCUUCAAACCGUUUGUUCUGCUGACAAUGGCGUUCCCCUUAAUAAUGUUUCCCAUCGCCCGUCGCGUUCCCAACAAGAAACGUGACCAGAUAAACAGCUUCUUCCGCAAGGCCAUCAGGGAGAUGAUCGCCCUUCGAGACCAGCAGCCGGCUAACGAGAGACGGCGAGAUUUUCUGCAGCUCAUGCUGGACGCCCGGGAUGCAGCAGCACUCGUUUCCGUGGAUCACUUUGACAUCGUCAACCAAGCUGACCUGUCAGCUUCACACAGGGGAAGUGCGGAGGCACAAGGUGAGGAGACCACAAGGAAAUCAACGAAGACGCUGGAUGAGGAUGAGAUCCUGGGCCAAGCCUUCAUCUUCCUUAUCGCUGGAUAUGAGACCACCUGCAGCCUUCUGUCUUUCACCACCUACCUACUGGCUACCAAUCCCCAUUGCCAGGAAAAGCUGCUCAAUGAGGUGGAUGAGUUUGCCGAAACACAUGAUGGUGCGGACUACAACACUGUUCAUGAUCUGCCUUAUAUGGACAUGGUCAUCUCCGAAUCCUUGCGCAUGUAUCCCCCCGCCUUCAGGUUUGCUCGUGAAGCGGGUAGAGAUUACACUGUGCUGGGGUGUAAGAUAAAGGCUGGAACGGUGGUGGAAAUUCCCAUCGGCUGCAUGCAAAACGAUCCACAGUACUGGCCGGAGCCGGAGAAAUUCACACCGGAGAGGUUCACAGCAGAAGAGAAGCAGAAGCGCCACCCAUUCUCUUACCUCCCGUUUGGCGCAGGGCCGCGCAGCUGUAUCGGAAUGAGACUCGCCGUCCUGGAAGCCAAAAUGACUCUUUACCGCGUCCUGAGGAAAUUCCGCUUUGAAACCUCGUCCCGCACCCAGAUUCCACUCCAGGUCACCACCGUGUCCACUCUGCGGCCUAAGGAUGGGGUGUAUGUGAAGGUUGUGGCUCGCUAGCGUCUCCUGCAGGCAACAAGGGGAUCCUGGGUGAUGGCAA